AUGGUUAAUAAUUUUGAUAAUUCGCAACAAGCUUCUGUGGAGAUCUCUCAAGUGCAGUCUCAAGAUUCGGAGCAGGAGAAAAAAGGAGGCAUGGGUGUUUUAUUCUGUGUCCUAACCCUCAUCAGCAUUAGGGUUUCUGGAGGAGUAAUCGGUAUUUCUUACGCUGCUGAGCAUAUUGGAUUCACACUGAUGUUUAUUUUACAAGCUUUAUAUCUCCCUCUCGGAGUGUUGUCUUGCUGGAUGCUGCUGAGAGCGAAGGAUAUCACUGGCAGAGCCUCUUUUUCAGAUCUUGGAAUUUACUCUUAUGGAAAAGCUGGCAUCUAUAUCUUUAACUUCCUAAUAGCUCUUGGCAAUCUCGGUUUCGUCAUAAUUUUCUUGAUAGUUUUUGGUGAUAUUUCUUCAAAUCUAUUACAAAGAUUGGGAGUUGAUGAAAACUCAUUUUGGACAACCAGAUUAUGAACUCAAGGGAGUUUAAGUAUCAUUUUAUUAUAUCUGAUGCUACAGAAAGAAAUACACAACCUCAGAUAUGUAGGACUUGUUCAAUUAUGAAUCUGACUGAUCUUUCUUGUAUCUUUUCUAAUCCAUUCAAUUAAGCGGGAUAAACCUCCUACAUUCGACUUUGAUAUUGCAAAGACAGAUAUAGAUGUAAGGUUCUUUGCCGUUCUUCCUACUCUCUUUACUUCUCACGGAUUUCAGGCUGCCUAUUUCACUGCUUUUUCAUCUUUAAAGAACAAGACGAAUAGAAAUGGGAUGCUCGCAGACUUCUUUGGAAGACUUUCGAUACUUGUGAUUUUUAAUGUGACGAUCUUUAUAGCUGCUGCUCUAUACGGAGAUGAAAUCAAGAAAAAUCUGCUAAAAUCAAUCUCUACAGAAGAUGGGAUUUUACCUGCGCUUUUAGAAACAACAUUUUUAUUUGUUCCUGCACUUGCCAUCCCUGUCAUCUUCUUCCUCGGAAAGGAAGGAGCUUUGAUUAUUUUUGACGAACUUACAAGAAAAAGUUAUUCAAAACAGAAUCUUGUAAAGCAAAAUAAAGAGUCCAGUAAUUCUGAAAUGCAAGAUCUUGAGAAUGUAGCUAAUUCCGAAGGAAGGAGAGAUUCUAAAGCAAAUAGCGAAAGUGAUCAGGCAAAUGAUACUCCUAGCGAGAAUCCUGAUGCCUCCGAUAAGAUAUCAGAAGUGAGAAUAAUAAACCCAAAAGAAUAUUUAAACAUGAAAGGAGUUUACUACUACAUAAUAACUAUCACUUGCUAUGUAGUUGUGCUUACUCUCUCUAUAACUGUGCAAGAUGUAACCUUCUUCUUUGGAGUUGCUGGAUCAACUCUUGGAAGCUUUUCCUUAUGGAUAGGACCAGGAUCGUUUUAUAUCUUAUCCGUCCAUAAAGAGAAGGUAAAGUUGGAAUCAAAACUAGAAAAAUUUACGUAUGUAAGCUCUUUUGCUUAUGUAAUAUUUGGAUUCAUGUGCCUAUUCGGCCUAAACACUUUCGUAAUUCUGAAUAAAUUUUAG
Molecule: messenger RNA, 1500 nt
Organism: Moneuplotes crassus
Lineage: Eukaryota; Ciliophora; Spirotrichea; Euplotida; Euplotidae
Source: the annotation of a GenBank genome assembly